AUGGCCGAAGUAGCAGCCCCUCCCCAGCCCACGCUGGUGUCUGCACUGCCAACAAUGCUCAUGAGCUAUUUUACCACGCCAACCACCGACAACACUGCCUCGUUGAACGACAGUCGGGAUGCGAAUACAAAAAGCUACCAAAAGAACAAUUAUACCAUUGAAUCACUACCAAUGCAGGACAAUAACUCUACCCCGCGAAGCCACAGGAACAAUCCAAACAGAAACUCACUGCCGCCAAUAACCAACGACGAUGACGACGAAUAUGCCUCUCGUGAAGGUUCACUGAUGAGCUCCAAUGGCGGCAGGAGGAAGCGAUCCUCUCGCCCCAAGACUUCAUACAGCAUUGCCCAUGCACCACCCAAAGGCAGUGCGCGACACAAGAUCCAUGUCCGCGCCAAACCCCUGUUGCAGUUGCACCAAUUGUCCCACUCUGCGAGACCCAUGCCUGCCUACGAACUUCUACCUUCGGCUAUCUUCUCUCCCUCUCUGUCGCGCGCCAUCUCCAAGACCUUCCGUACCCGCCACGGUCUCUGUCCUGCCGACCUGGCCAUUGUCAAGGCUGAAAAGUACCACCAACACGAAGCAUCACCUAAAGAGGAGGAUGAGUCUAGAGACGUUCUGGCCCUUGUCUGCAAAGGCCGAAAGGGAGAUGGCAAUACAACAUCCAAGGCGAGGCUCUUUCUCGAAGACGGAAGCGAGUGGGAGGCCUAUCCUCUGCCCAAUGGUGGCUACGAAUUCUUUAGUACCGACGCACAUGGCUUGGGCAUGACUGCACGCUGGGUCGUCCGCCGUCCAAAGGCUAGAAGGAGUCAGUCUGCCUCGGACAUGACGACGUCUUGGGGUACUGACAACGCCAACCAAAACAAGAAGUUCAACUUCAGCACCAUCUCGCCCAACUCUCGUCGCCAUCCUGUCAUUGCAUCACUCACAACCACAUCUCUUGAUAUCAACGAUUCUUAUACCAUCCCAUCAGCUCUGGCGCCCUCGCCCGAGAUCUCCGACCACGAGGAAGCUGGCCAGGACUCUGGCAGUCUUUCUGAGCCAGUCAUCACAACUCAGUCCCUGAAGAGUUUGAUCACUGCCACUGCCGUAUGGGUAACCCUUCGUGAGGGCUGGUGCUCUGGCUAUCGUUACGACGAUCUUAUGCUACGAUCACCUUCUCUCAAAAUCAAUACCUCUCCCAUAAAGUCGCCAACAGAUUUGUCCCCUGCUGCUACUUUCAAAGAGGACACUCCAAGAAGAAGCGGCAGCAUUGCUCGUAUAUUCCGCUCUUCUGGUGUCAAGCGACGCUCCACGUCCUCUCAAAUCGACGGCUCUACCUCGACUGACGAGGCUCCUAUUGCUAGAAGUGCUAGUGCAAGGAGGGCUCGUGCUGAUUCUACCAGCACCGUCUUGGUUCAUUCUAAGCGUCCCCGAGGACGUCGUGCUGAUACUACCAGCUCUACUGCAUCCGGUCUCGCGCACAUGGAUCUUGCACCAAGCGAUAUGACCGAAGAAGAGGAAAGUGUCGAAACCACAGCCGCCAUGCUUGCCAAGUCAAAGCACUCUUCGGCUCCAACUCCCUUGAUCCCUGCUCUUGAUCCGCACGAAAGCGAUGAAGAAGGUCACACUCUUCGUUCAGACUCAGCCAAGUCUCAAGAAGCCGAGAGAAAGCUAGCUGCCGCAGCUGCCCAGCGUCAGAAGCGCGAAAGCUCCACCACCUCAGCCAAUAGUAUAGAUGCCGGUAAAAUCGAAGCAACUCUACCACCGAAAGCAAAGAAGAGUGGCAAGUUUAGAAAGCUCUUUUGCGGCAUGGCAGGCUGA
Messenger RNA from Aureobasidium musti, 1803 nucleotides. The record is from the annotation of a GenBank genome assembly. NCBI's taxonomy places the organism in Eukaryota, Fungi, Ascomycota, Dothideomycetes, Dothideales, Saccotheciaceae.